This is a messenger RNA of Prunus persica (peach), 4934 nucleotides long. RefSeq lists its product as uncharacterized. NCBI's taxonomy places the organism in Eukaryota, Viridiplantae, Streptophyta, Magnoliopsida, Rosales, Rosaceae. Bases 520 to 4767 code for a protein of 1415 amino acids. The transcript has 16 exons. The record is from RefSeq and is a predicted model, not a curated record.
CUGAACUAUAUAUUUAAUUAGUUGAGGCUUAAACUAGCAAUUAGUUCUCGUUUGAUGACUAGUAUUGUAUUGGACUGGAUAAAUCCUUAUAUUUAAGGGUAACCAAAAAGUAAUGGAAAUUAGAGACAUUUGACAAAAAUUGACGAUUGUUCUUCAAUUGCUCGAAAUUAAAAACUAUAUGGACAAAAUUGAUCAAAUUGAGACAACAGAGACCAAAAUAAUAAAAGUGACAAAUUAUAUAGACCAACUCCCUAAAAAAACGAAAAUUGAAAAAAAAAAAAAAAACGGCUGGUCGCAAAAUGAGACCAAAUUCAAACUCGCUAAAAAACGAAGAUUCAAAAGAAACAAUCAGUCAUAAUAUAAACAUUUUUAAACCAUCAAAAUAAUUUCCCUCCACUCUCUCUCUCUCCCGUUCCACAGUCUCACAAUGACUGACACAUACAGCACUGCUCCGUACUCAAAUCCAAACUGCAAACCCUAAUUUGUUCAAUCAAUCUCUCUUCGAUUCCUCCAUUUCCGAUGGCCUCCAAUGUCGCCGAGGAUCCGCCCUGCAACUCCGAGACCGAAGCCGAGACCAUAGCCCUCAGAAUCAAGCAGAAGCGCUCUCGGCGCGUGAGCUUUGCCGACACCGAGAUCACCUCCGUUCACAUCUUCAACCGCGACGAGGACUACGACACCCCUCCCGACCCGAAGCCCCAAGCCAGCUCUCAAAACGAAUCCGCUGGUCCCGAGAACGAGGUCGUAGGGUUUUUUAGGGACUUGGGCGGUGACAGCGACGAUUUCAAGGACUCCGAUGACGAUGAUGAAGACGAAGAUGGGGGGAAGUCAUUUUUUAGGCCAAUUGGGUCGCCCUCUCCUGGGAGUAGUGUUCCAGGCUCUGCUACCUCCAAUGACGAAGACAAUUUCUUUGGCCCUGUUUCGGCCAAUUUCAUUAGACCAGGACGCUUAUCUGAUUCCGCAGCCUCGGAUGACAUUCAUGAAGCUACAUUGGAUACUACAGCAUUUUCAAUGCAUUACCGUAGCCUUGCAAGGUCAGACACUGGAGGAGAUCUCAAGACCCCAACUGCAGUUCGCCUUGCCUUUGAAGAGAAGACGCCAACCCAUAAUACCAACCCAACUGAUUCUGGAAGCCUCAUGUCUCUAACAAAACCAAAGAUGCUUAGUCCUCAGUCUUUAGCGUCUGUUGAUAAGGUCAGAAGUGGUGAAGAUUCGAAUGACAUGAGUAUUAUAGAAGAAAACCCUCAUAAGUAUGAUUAUGGAAGACUGUCUCCCGCACUAGAUGCAAUUUUGGCAGAAGGCAGCAAGGAUCUGCAUGCUGACUCUGUUAGUGCCCUUGCCAAUUCAAUGCCAUCAAAGGGGGUUGAGGUUUCUGCAUUAGAAGAAAAUGGGAUUGGCCACAUGGAUCCAAGAAAUGGUAGAAUUACCGAACUGGGCAAUUUUGGCACUCAUGAUAUGCCCGCUGAGGCAGAUUCUGUUUCUUGUAUCAAGUUGAAUAUGGGAGAUGAUGGUGACAUCUCAUCUAAAAGAAGUCAUUAUCCAUCUGUUGGUGACUCCGUUGAUGGCCAAGUCCGGAUCCCAAAUCAGUUAAGCAAAGUGAAUAAGGAAUCUUCUGAAGAUGCAUUUCCAAAGGGUAUAGAAAAAUUGGAGUUAGCUGCUGUUAAUGGCAAUGCCCUACCAAAUACCAAUAGCAAAGCACAUCAGUUUGGUGUGUUUGCCCAGAAUGAACCUGCUCAUCAACAGUCAAGUCAACCCUCAGUACAGGAACAUUCUUCUAAUGAGAACAUAUACAAGUUUAAUAGUGAUCAGCAUUCUGAACAACAAUAUGGAUCACCAAUCGAGGGGUCCAUGUUCUUGUUAUCUGGUAGACGGCAACAAUCGGUUUUGAGUACUCCUAAUUUAGCAAGAGAUUCAGGGAUGGUGACUCCUUCCUCAAAACAACCAGGUUCUCUACUAAAUAAGGAACACACAAAACAUGAUGAGUGGGUUUCAUCAAUUCAGAAAAACAUUUCCAGGUUCACGAUUCCUGAGCCUUCUCCCUGUGCUUCCAGUCUCAAAGAGGGAAUUGACAAAUUAAAAUGUAGAUUAUUGAGUUACUCAACUGUGAAUUCUCCCUUAAAAAAACCUGUUCUGGCUGAUGUUAGCGAAGAUCUCGAAUGCAAAUUUUCCAAUUCUCCUACUACUUGUUUAGAGAAGGAAUUAGCUAUACCUGAUCUGAACAGUGGACAUAAAAUUUUGUUUAACAUAGAUAUCAAUGGAAAUGAGAACCCAGUAGAUAUCAGUAAGUUGGGGCAGGGUAAAGAGACCAGAGACCUUGCUAAAGAUGAAGAGUCUCUGCAUAACAUGCUUACAGACACUCUUUCAAAGGAUAAAUUUUGUAAACCAAGAAAAGCAGUGGCUUCACACUCUCAGCUGUCAUCAUCAGGAAGUGAAAGGAUACAGCAUAUCUUGAUGUCAGAAAAUCCCACAGAUGGAACAUUGGUUUCUUCUGAAACUGAUUCCCUAUUGGCAGAUGAGCGAGAAGAUAAUGUUCCCCAUCUGCAAAUUGAAUCUGAAAAGAAAUUCCAAUCCCCUUCAAGGGGUGCAGUCAUUCUGAAAAGCCCAGAUAAAAAAUUUCAAGCUGGACCUGAAACACCACAUUUUAAACCAUAUGUCUGCAGAAGUAUGAGUCAACCAUCCCUUCAGAGCCCUUCGAGUAAAGAGUCAGCCCAGAACUCCUCCAUGAAGGGGACAACUCAGAGUCCACCCCGGGAAAAUCCAAUUCGAAGUCCUUCCUGGAGAAAGGCAAUUCAGAUGCCCUCCAUGAAAGUGCCAAGUCAGAGUCUCUGCAGGCAAGAACCAACUCAGAGUCCUUCCAGGAAAGAGCUUACUCAGAGUCCUAGAAGAGAGCCAAUUCGUAGUCCCUUCGUGAAAGAGCCAAUUCAAAGUCCCAUCUUGAGAGAGGCAAUUCGAAGUUCCAUUGCAAGAGAGCCAAUUGGUAGUCCUGCCAUGAAAGAGCCAACUCGAAGUCCCUCAAGAAAAGAGCCAUCUCAGAGUCCCUCAAGAAAAGAGCCUUCUCAGAGUCCCUCAAGAAAAGAGCCAACCUGGAGUCCCUCAAGAAAAGAGCCAACUUGGAGUCCUUCAAGAAAAGAGCCAACACAGAGCCCCUUCAGGCUGGUUUCAUCUUAUGCAAUAGACACUGAGAAUAUGCAACGCUUUGUUGGGAAAGACCUAGUAUAUCAUGGGUCAAAUUCAAAUGGGCAUGAUGAUUGUUAUAGGGGACUACAUAUUUCACAAAGUCCAUUUUCUGAACAAGAUGCAGAGAAUUCUGUUGGACGGAAACGAAAAAACCUAGGAAUAAUUCUUGAUGAUGGAGACUCUAUAUAUAAGACCCCCAGAAUCCAGAGUCCGAAAGUUCACAGAAAUGAGAACUAUGAUCCAGAGUUCAUGUUGGGUCAGUCAAAUAUAGAUCACAAUGACAGAGAGAAGUUUGGGGCAGAUACAACAUGGAAGUGCUGGACUGAUAUUUUAGUAAAAUUCUCCGGAGAUACAGAGCAACUUCUUUCUCCAUUGACAAGCAAACUAAGUUUAAGAGCAAUUGGUGUGCUUGAAGAUAUGUUGGUUCAGCUACUGAAGGCUAACAAAUAUGAGGCACUUUGUUCCAAAGUCCAGUCUCAGAAGGUCGACUACAUCAGUGUUGGACAUAAAAGGGCAGCUGAAGCAAGAUUACUGCUUUCUAAAUUAGUGUAUGAAAAGGCAAAGUUGCAGUUAAUGCACGUGAAGCGCGAUAAGUUACAGUGUAGAGUGCAGCUCUUAAGCUCUGCAGUUCAGAAGUGUCAAAUGCUGAAGUUGAGUUACACCCAGUGUCAGUCUAAACCUGGUAAACAGGAGACUCAUGUUGAUGGUAGUCAUCGUCAAUCCUCUUUAGUUAGUUCUGAGGGUGAACAAGGGGGCUCCUGUAAUAAUGUGAGCACAAUGAGGCAGGAAAUUAAAGCUUUAGAUAGACAAAUAAAGAGCUUAAUCAAUUUCUUUCACACCCAUAUCAAGUUGAAAGGAGAACCAAGUUGUGCCGAUACUAUUGCUUUAGUUAAUCAUCAUCUCGAGACAAGAACGUGUUGCAGGUUUAUACAUCAGGAUUUGCAGCUAUGGAAUGUUGAUCAUUUUGAGGUUAAGAAUGGCCAUUACAACAUUCAUUUCAGCUAUCAUGGUUACAUCAACCAAAGGUUUAUGGGUACAGUGGGUCCAGCAUCAAACAUAGUCCUCUCAAACAAAUUGAAUGAUGUAAAAAUCAGAAAGAACUUCCCAAACAUGGAUGCUCAAGUUGCAUUUGCUUUUGUACUAAAUUCUGAGGCCACCAAGAAAAGUGUUGAUUCGAAAUAUUUGGCACAAGAAACACAAGUAACCCGUUCAUUGCUAUGUAAUUUGCUAGAUGUGGUUGAGGAAGUGGACCUGGCACGAUCUGAGAUUUAUAAUUUGAUCCAGACAAGUUUUCAAACUCCAUCCGCUGAGCAGCUUGAUAUGCAGCUUUGUUUCCUUAACUGUAAGAGCGGUAGAAAGGUGACACUGACUCUUGACAUGACAUGUUUGAAUAGUGGGAUUUAUCCUUCAGAGAUCCUUCCGCAUCAGAUACAGCCUUCCGUAUCUGCAGCAAAAGUGGUGCUUCCACAGCCACUUUUAGCUGAAAUAAGAGCUGCAGCUGAGAGCCUUGAAUCUGGACAUAUGAGGAUAAUGAGGCUCUGUAAGUGUAUUUCCCAAGUGGUGGAACUUCACACAGACGAUAAUUCCCGAUAGAGGUCAAAGGUGGCACAAACACAUCGCUGGAUUUUUGGCAUGCCGGGACUAUGAUUUGUUUGUUUUCUCUUUAGAUAUUAUGUUGAGGUGACCCUGUAUAUUUUAGCUGAAGAUAGUUUCCAUUACUUUUAUUAUCCACAGAAGCUUAAGAGGCUUUCACGUUUCAA